Aspergillus terreus NIH2624 is the source of this 1989-nucleotide messenger RNA. Its product is annotated as Zn(II)2Cys6 transcription factor. The record is from RefSeq and is a predicted model, not a curated record. Gene Ontology annotation, biological process: positive regulation of transcription by RNA polymerase II. Lineage: Eukaryota; Fungi; Ascomycota; Eurotiomycetes; Eurotiales; Aspergillaceae. Gene Ontology annotation, cellular component: nucleus. Gene Ontology annotation, molecular function: DNA-binding transcription factor activity, RNA polymerase II-specific; zinc ion binding; transcription cis-regulatory region binding. The transcript is spliced from 3 exons. The coding region runs from base 1 to 1989 and encodes 662 amino acids.
AUGUCCCACGCUAUGCCUUACCCCGUCAUGCCCCCGACAAUGUAUAAUCCCACGUACACCGGGGAGUACACUGGGGAGCACACUGGGGAGUAUACCGGCGAGUAUACCGGGGGCUAUACAGAGGAAGCUUCUUCCAAUGCCGCGCCCAUUGAAGGACCGGAAGACAAGACGAAUGAACGUUCAUUCCGCAGAUCACGCUCGGGUUGCUUCACAUGUCGACUGAGGAGGAAGAAGUGUGAUGAGACUCGUCCGACUUGCAAUUCAUGUGGCAAGCUGGCUCUCAGGUGCGAUUACAAGCCCCCACAUUGGUGGGCUACCGCCGAAGAGAGGAAGAAGCAGAAGCAGAGAAUCAAAGACAGGAUUCGACAGACGAAAGUCAUGGAAAAACAUGGAUCGUUAAAAGUUCCUACUUCUAUCACAACCCCGGUGAGCCCGUACGACAUUAGCAUCAAGACUAAUACAUACAUCAACAAUGUGCCCGUGCCAAACCAGUCACCCGUCUCUGUUUCUGGGUACAAUAUGAUGAACCCGCCACAGCAGCAACUGCCGUUCACCCAGCCUUCGUCCACUCCGCAGCCGUUGGCCACCGCGCAAUGCCUGCCGGCGCAGCAGUCUCUGCCUACUCCGCAGUCUGCGUCUACCGAGUGGUUCAAUGCUCCCGCCGCCUAUCUCAGCCAGCCUCAACCAUACAGUCCUAUGGACGCUGUCGGCUUUGGGCUCCCCGGACGGUCCUUGUCCUGGUGCCUGCAGACCAUGGUCCCCAUUGAAGAAAGUGACAAGCCUCUUCUCAACCAUUUUUUUGACUACGUUAUUCCUCUGGUCUUUCCCAUUGUUGAGGUCAAUCAUGGAGGUCCCACGCGGGUGAGAGAGAUCCUCAACGCUCUUCAGAACAACAAGUCAUACCUCCACUGCUGCCUGAGUGUGGCCGCAAUCCACCUGAAGACCAGCAUGGGCAUGGAAGACCAGAUGGACCAUGACAUUAUGCAACAUCGGUACGAGGCAAUCUCGCAGUUGUGCCGCGCUUUGAACUCCAAGGUGGGCAACAGCCAGAUGCAGGUCAUGGAUGCGACGCUCGGUUUGAUCUUCUACCAUAGCUGCGUUGGGCUGCCGGAUGAUUAUCUCCCGGAUAUCACAUGGUACUCUCAUUUCCAGGCCGUGGCAAACCUUGUGAAGAAGCUCAACUACGCACCCACUCAAUUCAACGUCUCUCUCAUCACAUGGAUCGACAUCUUGGGGUCCACCAUGGUGGGAGAAACACCCCAAUUCGCUCACACAUACCGCACCAAACAUCUCAGCGGUACGCCGUCCGGACUGCAGCCACUGAUGGGCUGCGAUGAUCGUAUUAUGUACCUCAUCUCAGAGAUCGCGUGCUUGGAGUCGCUGAAACUGGAAGGACAGCUCGACGAUAUGAUCGUACGCCAUCAUAUUUCAGCCCUGAGCGCUCAGAUUGACUGGACCGAGCCCGCUGACAAAACCAUGGAGUCGCCCUACAACGCAGCAGGCGUCAUCGUCCCCGAAAAGCUGACGAAAAUUCUGACUGCUCUGUUCCGCAUCGGGGCUCGCAUCUACCUCUACAGCUUGAUCCCUGGCUUUGACCGCCACGAACCAAACUACGUCAACUUGGUCGCAUCCGUGGCUGAUACUCUGCAGUUCCUCCCGACAGGAGCCAGCGGUUUCGAUCGCUGCCUAGUCUGGCCAUUGUUCAUGGCCGGGGCACAUUCUAUAUCCUCCAGCAAGCUCCGAAAGGUACUAGCUGAGCGGGUUUCUGCAUUGGGGUACCUCGGGGACUUUGGAGGCUUCGGGCGGAUGUACCGUGUUUUGAAAGAGGUCUGGCGGGUUUCUGAGGGUUCAACAUCCUCCUCCACUUCAGGAUCGGAUACGAAUGCUUCAACGCAAGUCAACCCCGUCCAGUACCUGCCACAAACACGGCAGUAUCCCCAUUGGCGGGAUAUUAUGCGAAAGAACAAGUGGGACUAUUUGCUGUUAUAA